CGGCAGCCAUUAGAUGUGUUCUCGCCGUUUUUCCGCGUUCGGGUUUCUACCGCCAUCGCCACCGGUGAUAAUAAUAGUAUAAAGUGAUAAAAUCAAUUACCACGAUGACGGCCAAGGACAUUGUAAACAAUAAUAAUAAUAAUAAAAAUAAUAAUUAAAAUUUAUUAAAUAAAAUUAAAAAAAAAAAUAAACCGCAAUCGGAUCCGAGACGAAUAUCAUUAUUAUUAUCGUUAUCGACUGUCGACGGUGAUAACGCGAUUGUAUUUAUAAUAAUUGUUUUACUGACGAUCGAUGAUUUUUUAUGUCAUAUUUUACAUGUCUUAUCGUAAUCGUGUUAUAUUUUACCGCAUCAAUUAAAGUAUAAUAAUAUUAUUAUUAUUAUAAAAACCGAGUGCAGCAGUGCCGAGUGCGCAUUGCCGUUUUGUCGGCAGUAUCCGAUAAUUGUCGGCACAGUACCGUGUUGAUUACAGCGGGAUGCCUGAUGUUUUAAUACAAAUAAUAAUAACGACAUUAUCAGAUAAUACGAUCAAUGAUAGUAGAAUAACACAGUAUAGUAUUUAACGGUGCGAGCAGCGAGUGCAAUCUGCAGUGCGCGUGUGUAUUAGUAACGCGCGGUCGUCCGUUUGUUGUUAUUAUUACUUUUGUAUAUUUUCGUAAUCGCUAAUGAUCGCCGACAACAUUAGCAGUUAAAACUGGAAAGAUGGAUACGUGCGUCGAUCCCAAACUACCGCCGUGGAAGAUAGAACUGAUCAACAGAAGACGGACCAGAAAUAAUCAAUCAAAAUGCACCGGCGGCGGCCACAGCAAUAGCGAACAACAGGUAAAACCAGUUCAAUGGACCUGGUCCCCUACCACACAACACUUUCUCCAGCAGCCGGCCAACGCGGUGCAAACGUCCCAGCAGCAACAGCAGCAGUCAGCAGUCGGCGCAGUGUGUUCGAACAUGAGGCUGUUAAAGUGCGAUACCGUGAUAAUGACAAAUUUCAAGAAAAAUCCACAGAUCAACCGUUGUAGAUCAAAAUUUAAAACGAAACCGCAAAUUAUUACAGAAAUCACAAACGGGCUGGACUACCAGUCUGACUCUAGCGAGGAAUUCAAGUACGGACCGGGUAUCGUUAACAAACUCAAGUCAAAAUACAUGAGCAUGACGGUCCGAGAACAAAAACCCAGGCCGCCCUUAUGGCGCUCCAACAGCAUGGACAACCUUGUUGAGGAUAAACACUGUCAAGAGAAACCCAAACAUAUUUCACCUCCUGAUGUAAUCAGCGUUGCAGCAGCAGUCAAAAGCGAAACUCUCAAGCGAGCAAGAUCUCUGGAGGCUUUGUCUGAAUCGCAAGCAGCUAAUACCAACGGCGACAAAGAAGAACAGCAUCAGCCAAUAACCAUGAAUGCUGAAUUACCACCUCCUGAUGUAGUCAAAACAUACAAAAAGAUAUUUGAAACCAAAACACAAAUUGAAACAAAACCUAUCAAAAUCAAACCUGCCAUUAUGCCAAAACCAAUGUUGAGUCCAGAAAAGACACGUCCAGUUAGAAUGAACAAAGUACCUCUGAAGAAAAAUAUGUUACCACCAGUUAAAUAUCCAAACAGAUUAAAGAAAAAAGAACCAUUGGGUCUAGAUAGAUCAAAAUCAUUGAUCAAUGAUGAAGUAAGCUCUAGCCAGGAUGAAUCAUCCAUGUCAUCUGACGACGGUAGUUCAGUGAAACAUAGAGUAGUUAUUAAGACUAACAUUAAUGGAUCUAUCAAUGAUAAUAAAAUAGUUGCUGUGCAAACAAAACAAAUAUGUGUUAUUAGACCAACAACUAGAACUGUUACACUACCAGAAGAAACUAGUAAUGCUCAACUAUCGGAUAAAGAAAUAGAAAAAAACUUUUUAAAUAAUAAUAAUAAUAAUACUAAUAAUAAUAAUUCCAAUGGUGAGAAGAGAUUGGGUGGGUUAUGGGAUAAAAAACGUUGGGACAACAAUGAAAAUAGUGUAGUUUUCAAUUUUGUCAACCGUAAAGGAGUUCCAAAUUACAUUGACAGCGAAGGACCAAUUCCUAGAAGAGACAAUCCCUGUGGGAUCAAAAACGGAUGUAUUAUGUUAGAUGCACAUUGCGAAGAAUCAAGUACUGAUGACAUUGACUCUGCAAACAAUGACAAUUAUGUUAUUUUUAUUGGUGAUAACAUUAUCAUUGGCCGUUCAAAUCUCCGUAAUGGAAAUAGUUCCACCCCAAGAAAGAACUUGAGAAUACAAUUUUCCGACGUUCUGGAAACGACGCACGAAUACCCUUCGGAGGCGUCGCUUUUGCUCGAGGAAGAACACAAUCAUCACCAUGGGUCGCCGCCACUACCGUCGUCGGAGGGGGACCACGAAAACUCUGUGAAAAUACCUCCAAAAAACAGUUUUGGAAGCUACACUCCGUGCAAGCUCGGGACCACCGAAGAAGCGUUUCUAGGCGAAUACGGUGUAAGCCGAAACAAUGUGAUAAGAAACGUCAAACGCGUUGACAAAAACGACGAGACCACCACGACCGACCAGUCGGCGAUUGAUUCGAAUGUACCCUGGAGCGAAGAAACGACACCUGAUCUCUUGUUUUGAGUUCCUAUUAUUUAUUUAUAUGUGUUAACGAGCUCAAUAGUGUUUAUAGAUAUAAAUAUAUCGAUGUAUAAUAUAUAUGUGCAUAUAA
Messenger RNA from Adelges cooleyi (spruce gall adelgid), 2669 nucleotides. Its product is annotated as ras guanine nucleotide exchange factor P-like. The transcript is spliced from 5 exons. The record is from RefSeq and is a predicted model, not a curated record. NCBI's taxonomy places the organism in Eukaryota, Metazoa, Arthropoda, Insecta, Hemiptera, Adelgidae. Bases 701 to 2581 code for a protein of 626 amino acids.